Messenger RNA from Panonychus citri (citrus red mite), 1481 nucleotides. RefSeq names its product adenylate cyclase, terminal-differentiation specific-like. The record is from RefSeq and is a predicted model, not a curated record. The transcript is spliced from 3 exons. Bases 26 to 1450 code for a protein of 474 amino acids. NCBI's taxonomy places the organism in Eukaryota, Metazoa, Arthropoda, Arachnida, Trombidiformes, Tetranychidae.
CUUUCUCUAUAUAUUUCUCUUAGGGAUGGUUUUCGGGACUCCUCAACGUCCCUCAUCUCAACAAAGAAUGAGAAAUAUACAAAAAAAUAAGAAGAGAACGAAUACAUCACCUCGUCAGUCUCAACAACCACAACAGUCUCAACAACCACAACAGUCUCAACAACCGCAACAGUCUCAACAACCGCAACAGUCUCAACAACCACAACAGUCUCAACAACCACAACAGCCUCAACAACCGCAACAGCCUCAACAACCACAACAACCUCAACAACCACAACAACCUCAACAACCACAACAGCCUCAACAACCACAACAGUCUCAACAACCACAACAGCCUCAACAACCACAACAGCCUCAACAACCACAACAGUCUCAACAACCACAACAGCCUCAACAACCGCAACAGCCUCAACAACCACAACAGUCUCAACAACCGCAACAGCCUCAACAACCACAACAGUCUCAACAACCACAACAGUCUCAGCAACUGCAACAGUCUCAACAACCUCAACAAGUUAAUCAACAAAUAAUACCCCAACAGCAACAGGCUACUGAUAUUUGUUCAUCUUAUCCACAAAGGACGAUUAUGGAUGUAACAAUGGAAGACUCUGAAGGUAUGAAUAGAUCUACUUCUGAUGGUGCGAGUGAAGAGAUUCAACAAAGUGAGAGGUUACAAACAGCCAACGCAGUAUAUGGAAUCCAGACCAGGACGAGAAGCUCUGCGCAGCAAGGCUCUAACACACAAAAUCAACAUACCGUUAAUCAAGAAAGUGGAACAUCAACAUCGCAAAAUUCACUAAGUGAAGAUGAAGACGAGGACGAAUACCAUGGAGGUUAUGCUGAAUUGGUUUGUCGACAAUCAUCUGGGACAAGCACAAGAAAAGGAUGUAUUGUUAAAUAUCGGAAUCUGUCUUUUGCUCAAACAUACGUGACUGAAAUCAUUGAAUAUGAAGGUGAAGAUUACUAUAGAAAUGAGUAUAAGGAUGAACUUCUAACAAAAAAAGACAUGAUUGAUUAUGACGAUACCAAUGAUGCGCAGUUAAAACGUCGUAAAUAUGAGGAUUUGAGUGCAGAAGAGAGAGAAAAAGUCAUAUUCCGCAAGGACGCAGAAAAAUUCCACAAAAGUUUUGUAGAAAAAAACCCUUAUUUAUAUGAAUGUGGCUACUGCAAAACAACCGAAACCAGAGCAGAUCACCUUCGUCGUCAUAUUUUUGGUCGCAGUGACUCAGCUAAUAGAUUUGCUACCGUGUGUAAGGAUAGGAUAAGAUAUGAUAAAAUUAACUCUCGAGAUAUUAACAAUAUUCCACGCAAGGACCCAUGGGCAAGACUAGUAGUCAACGAUCCAUGCAGAGGACUCGAUGAUCGAAUACCAAGAAGAAUUGUUGAUGGGUUCAAUAAUCAUUGUACUUCUAAACAUAAAAUUACGAACGAAAGAAUCAUCGAACGUUAAGCCUUUUUAUUUUUGAGCACAAUAAACAUUA